ACCACAAUGACGGAAUCACGCCUCUUCAAGCCUCUCCAGAUCGGCGCCAUCCAAGUGCAGCACCGCGUCGGCAUGGCACCGCUGACCCGCCGCCGCGCCACCCCAGAUCGCAUUCCCACCGCGCUGAUGAAAGAGUACUACACGCAACGCGCCUCCGAGCCCGGAACCCUCAUCAUCACCGAAGGGACCUUGGUCUCCGCCGCCGCAUGCGGUGGGUUCUCCAACGCCCCCGGCAUCUGGCGGGCGGACCAGAUCGCGGCGUGGAAGGAGAUCACGGACGCGGUGCACGCGCGGGGCAGCUUCAUCUACGUGCAGCUGUUCGGAAUGGGCCGGGCGGCCGACCCAACGGUGGCGGCGAGUGAAGGAAUCGACAUCGUGGCGCCCAGCGCGAUUCCCAUCCCGGCGGACGAGAACCCCGCCGCGCCGACACCGCGGGCCAUGACCCGGGCUGAGAUCCGGCAGACGGUUGUCGACUUUGCGACAGCAGCGCGGAACGCCCGCGCGGCCGGGUUCGAUGGUGUCGAGGUGCAUGGCGCCAACGGAUACCUCCUGGAUCAGUUUCUGCAGGACACAAGUAACCAGCGCGACGACGAGUAUGGGGGUAGCGUCGCGAAUCGGUCUCGGCUGCUCUACGAGGUGCUGCAGGCGACUGUGGAGGCGAUUGGCGCGGACCGCGUCGGACUCCGCUUGAGUCCCUGGUCCCGGUUCCAGGGCAUGCGCAUGGCAGAUCCGAUCCCCCAGUUUGCAGAUAUUGUCGAUCGGGCUGGCGGGUUGGGCCUGGCGUACCUGUCGCUCGUUGAGACGCGCAUAUACGGCGCGUGGGUCUAUGACGGGAGUGUGGAUGAGAGCCACGAGACGUUGGACUUUGCGAUCGAGCGCUGGAAUGGGCCGAUUCUGGUGGCUGGAGGCUAUGGGCUGGAGAACGCGCGGAGGCUAGUCGAUGAGCAGUACCCGAACAAAGAUAUUGUGGUGUUGUUCGGGCGGCAUUUCAUCUCGAAUCCGGAUCUGGUGUAUCGGCUCAAGCAGGGGGUGGAGUUGAGCAAGUACCAGCGCGAGACCUUUUAUCAAAUCAGCUCUUCGUGAGGAUAUGUGGAUUAUCCGUUCAGCAACGAGUAUUCAGCGGCAGUGGGCGCUUAGGGAGGCUACAUUCAUA
Molecule: messenger RNA, 1153 nt
Organism: Aspergillus japonicus CBS 114.51
Lineage: Eukaryota; Fungi; Ascomycota; Eurotiomycetes; Eurotiales; Aspergillaceae
Product: alkene reductase
Exons: 1
Coding region: 7-1083 (358 amino acids)
Molecular function (GO): FMN binding; NADPH dehydrogenase activity
Source: RefSeq, a predicted model, not a curated record